This is a messenger RNA of Strongyloides ratti, 1659 nucleotides long. RefSeq lists its product as hypothetical. The record is from RefSeq and is a predicted model, not a curated record. The transcript has a single exon. The coding region runs from base 1 to 1659 and encodes 552 amino acids. NCBI's taxonomy places the organism in Eukaryota, Metazoa, Nematoda, Chromadorea, Rhabditida, Strongyloididae.
AUGAAUGAAGAAGAAGAAAUUCCAUCUGUCAAAAAAGCAUUAUCAGAAAAUUUAAUUAUUCAAUCAAUUUUAAAAUAUUUUGAUAGUUUAACAGACUUACAAAAUGUUUCUUUAGUUAACAAAUUUUUGUAUGAAGAAGUAAUGAAAAUUCAGGUACCUGAAUGUAUAAUAAAACCUUCAAAUAAAUUAGAAAUAAAUUUUGACUAUACCUAUGAAUCUCAUUUAGUUGGAGAAUUUUGUGAAGAAAAAGAAAGAUAUCAAUAUUUUGAUGAAAUAUAUAAAAAUUUAUCUUUAUACUGUAAAGAAGAUUUAUCAUUAACUAAAGAAAUAAUUAUCUAUUAUGCAUUUAAUAUUGGGGAAAAUAAUGUAUCUGUUCUGGAAGAACUUGGAAAAGAAGGUGCAAAUUUUAUUGAUAAAAUAUUUGAUUUAUUUGAAAAUGCUGAAUGUUUACAAUUUAUUGAUAACUCAUCUGAGAAUGAAGGAGCAUUAUUAUCAUUUAUUAUAAAAGAAUUGAAAAGUAAAAAAAUUAAAAUUAUUAAUGGUAUUGAUAUUAAUUCAUUGGAAAAAUUUUUUCUUUAUUAUGAUAAUAAUGAUGAUGAUAAAAAUGAAAGUUGCAAAAAUAUUUUUUAUAAUAUUACUAAUUUAAAAGCUCUUUCAUUAAAAAAAUGUAACAACAUUGAAGUAUGUAAUAUUGAAAGAUUAAUUAAUAGUUUAAUGAACAAAGAUGUUAUUGUUAUUAAAUUAAAUAUUUUUUUUAAUGAAAAUAAUAUUAAUUUUUUAAAAAAUAUUAUUUUAUCUAUUCCUAACGAUAGUGAAAUACAAUUUGAUUUAAUUUUUGAUGAAGAAAUGUCUUUAGAAAAGUUAGAAUAUUUUAUGGAGUCAAUACCAGAUGAUUGUUAUGAUAAAAUAUGUUCUAUUACUGCAACAUGUAAAACAAUUGAAGUUAUAAAAAAAUUAAAUGAUUUAAUAAAUAAUUUAAUUGAAUUAAGAUCCCUUCAUCUUAAAAUAAUGUUUGUUAAUGAAGAUUCAAGGAUGUUUGAUGAAUUAAUCCAAGGAAAUGGUCAUUAUGAAUAUAUAAAAGAAAAUUUUUCUUUAAUUGAAAUUAAAAAAAAUAUAAAUAUUAAGAAAGUGUCAAUAACAUUUAAUGAUGCAAAGUCAAUGUUUACCAAACAACAAAUAAAUGAUAGAGAAAUGGCCAAAUAUUAUUUUACAAAAUCAGUUUUAUCUUCAACACCUUUCAUUGAGACAUUAGAAUUAGAUAACAUUCAACAAACAGAUAAAUUAGCAUCUGUAUUAGUUGAUAAUAAUAGAAAAUUAACUAAUCUUCUUCUUUAUAAUGUUAUGUUAUCAGGUAGAUGUUUAACUGAACUAAAAAGUGUAAAAUUUUUAUUUUUAUCACCACCAAAUUUAAUUCCAAUUCCAAAUUUUAUUGAAUUAUUAAUUGUUGUAAUGAAGAAAGGAACAUAUAUGUGUGGUGUUGAUUCAUCCCAAAGAAUUAUUCAAUUAUCAAAUGAAGAAUUACAACUAAAAUUAAAGAAAAGAUAUAAAUUUAAAUAUGUAUCAAAAAUAAUUAAUGAAAAUAAAGACACAUACUUUCUUUUCUUUAAUAAUCCACUUUUUUUUAAAAAGUAUUUGAAGAAUAAUGAUAUUACAAUUUAA